AUGGAGCUCAAUUUCGCGUUUAUUUUGCGUUUUAACUCCCAAAUUCCGCUUUUCGAGCAGGCCGUCCUUAUCGUCGCGGACGCCGCGCUCUCUCUUGAGGUGUCUGGACACGGCGACGUCCUCGAGGCCCACGACGGCGUUUUGGCCGUCGGCAGCGGCGGCCCUUUUGCUGCAGCUGCUGCUCGAGCCCUUUUUGAUGUCCCGAAUUUGACGGCAAAACAAAUCUGCGAAAAGGCCAUGAAGGUCGCAGCAGACAUGUGCUGCUACACCAACCACAACUUCAUCUACGAGACGCUCCCAAAUACAGCUAACCAAGCUAGCCAGCCGAACUAG
Messenger RNA from Eimeria tenella, 333 nucleotides. RefSeq names its product heat shock protein hslv, putative. Lineage: Eukaryota; Apicomplexa; Conoidasida; Eucoccidiorida; Eimeriidae. Bases 1 to 333 code for a protein of 110 amino acids. The record is from RefSeq and is a predicted model, not a curated record. The transcript is spliced from 3 exons.